GAUUCUUCCACCGAUGUAAUAGCAGUCGACAGACUAUGUUUGCUGGUGGUCUAGCACUAGUAGCAGCGAUAUUACAAUGUAAUGUCAUUGCGAAGUCUACAACACAAUUGUUGACUUACACACACACGUAGUAACUGUUGCACGUGCACUUGCCCUCAACUGGUCCAAGAAGAUGAAGUAAGACGAGAGUAAAUCAGUUGAGAGUCUGCCUCGCGCCAUUGAUGUUUCCUGAUCGCCCCCGCCGGGUGUGAACGAUUCGUCAGACGUGUAAUCAUGUCCUGAUGGAAUGCGUUUGGGACGGUGUGGAAUCCACCUAACUAGCUGAGUAAGCAAGUAUUAGCUCACACUGGCCAUCUUGGUCUUCCAUCGUUCUUGCUUCGUGGUGUGAGGUGAGCCAAGUCGAGGAGAACGAAGGUUACCGAGGACGAGGGGGCUUGGCUGGCUAUCCUCGACCCUGUUGUAGAUCAGCUAUGUCCACCUUGCCGCCCCUUGGUGGAUCAAACGGUGCAACGGUGAGCAAAACAGGCCUGGAAAUCAGCACAACUAAUGGCAGUAGACGACCUCGCACCGGUCGUCAGAGGACCGCACAGGGUAUGAAGAAUAGCGUUGGAAACUCGCGAGAGCUCUUUGACAGCCUGCAGCGCAGCAGGCAAGUCGAAUCUGAGCUGCGAGCACAGAUACAGAAGCUACGGGAAGAGUCACGCACGCUGCGUACCAGACUGGAUGACUUGCGUAAGGCCAAGAUGCAGACCAUUGUCAAGCGAGAGCAGGUCGAGGACGACGGGCAACGACGAGAAGGAGCUUGCAAGUGCGAGACCCUGGUGGAAGAUAUGAGGAGGAAGCUACGAAACAGGGAGGAAGAAUGGUGCAGGAGAACUGAGGAUAUGGAGCGACUUCACCAAGAGGAAGUGAGUUCUGUCCGGUUGGAGGCCAGACGAGCAAGACCAAAGACUGCAAGUCGGGAGCUGCUUGAGGUGGCACAGGCCGAGGUUACCCGUCUCCGCGGCAUCGUGGCCGACCUCCAAGCCAAGCUCCGCUGCCAGCCCAAACCUGCGGACGAACCCUUUACCAGCAUGAAGAAUGAAGUCGCACGUCGCCUCAAUGAUCUAGCGGGGCAAGUGCAACAGGAAGAGAAGAAGUUCAAGGAACGUGAAAUUCUGCUUCGAGAGGAGUUGGAGGCUCGGUGCAAAGCAUCACACCAGCUAUGGAUGGCGGAUGCAAAGGAAGCACUGACAAUGCUGUCCAGAGAGAACAAGGAGCUAAAACAGUGUGUUGAAAAGCAACGCAAGCAGCUGGGCCAGCUUGGUGUUCUCAUUGUUGUCCACGAACAGUCUGAAGGCUAGAACAGCAGCCCACAAGGACAAGACAUGAACUGGUAGUGCUGCCUGACAAGAUUUCUGGGAAAUCCUUUCGCAAGCUCACAAGGACAAUCCGACUGGAAGGUAACACUACUCCUUCGACGACUGGCUUACCGAACAUGCAUAGCACAUUCACAUUCUCAUAAUUAACUUAUAUUCUCAUAUUAUUGCACUUGAUCCAGCUAUAGAUUCUGCGCAUAUAUACCGCCGCCGCAAAAGCCAUCCACUAGAUAUUUAUUUAUUUCAUGGCUUCUCGACUUGAAUACUAUUAGCAAGAUACUAAUUCAUGUCUAGUUAAGGAGGCUCCAACCUUCUGCGCUGCGCAGCCGGUCUGGCGCUCUGUUUUUUGCAGGCAAAAGUCUUGUUUUUGCCGAUAAGUGCGAAAAGUUGGGAAAUUCCCAUCUCAACUUACUAAAAUUUGAACUCCGCGAUCGACAGUCUUAUCAGAGAAUAUUGUUUCAUUCUUCA
This is a messenger RNA of Sycon ciliatum, 1826 nucleotides long. RefSeq names its product golgin subfamily A member 6-like protein 22. The record is from RefSeq and is a predicted model, not a curated record. The coding region runs from base 471 to 1343 and encodes 290 amino acids. NCBI's taxonomy places the organism in Eukaryota, Metazoa, Porifera, Calcarea, Leucosolenida, Sycettidae. The transcript is spliced from 6 exons.